UGAGAAUGACAGAUUGUUCUAUUUGCGUCAGUCCAAAUUAUCAGACUACUAACUACUACAACCUUCUUUUGACUUGGCACCUUGCGGCCACAUCUCACUGUCCCUUCUCACACUAUCUCAAUUAAUUUUCUUCUUCUCUCUCUUAGCUUUCCUUUUCGGUGUUCUCAGCCAUAUUUGGCAAUAACCUUAAGAGAUAGUAAUCAAUAUGCAAAACCCUAACGUCCCUCCGGGAGCUAUCCCGAUACCGAUGGGACCUGGUGGACAGAUGCCGACGCCUCAGCAGAUUGCCGCGAUGCAACAGCAACUGGCCGCUGAAGCACAGAAGCAUGGAAUGACUGUCCCCCAAUUCGUUGAGCACAUCAAAGCCCAACGCAUAGCGCAGAUUCAAGCAGCUCAGAGACAACAACAGCAGCAGCAAGGUGGCCAAGGACCGCAAGGAGGACCGCAAGGACCUCAAGGACCGCCGCGCUCUCCUCCGGGAGCCCAAGGUCAACCACAACCUAUUCGCCCCGGCCCUCCCAAUCCCGUCGCAAUUGCCCUUGCUACUUUCCUACGAAGCCAGCCUCUGAAGCAGCGUACCUGCAUCCUUAAUGGAGAGCGCAAGGACAUGUUUAGAGUCAAGAGAGCCCUUCGAGCUCUUCAGUCCCCUGCCUACGCAAAGGCACGUGCGAAGAACCCAGCGCUCCCCGAGAUCACCGAUCGCGCCUCACUUGAGAACACUUUUAAGUUGCUACCCUUGUCCAUGCUGGCCUUACGUGUUAGCAAGAUGGAUCCCCACCAGGGUCACAACCACCCUCCUAAGAAGGGCAAGCGAAUCAAGGGACUGUGGACGGUCAAGAUUGAGCAGCAGCAAGAUGCCGCUGACGACAUGUACUAUGUUUGGUUGUACGAGGGCAGUCAGAUUAUGCGCAAGGUUUAUGCUGCUCUCGCCUUGCUCCUCAUCUUCACCGUAGUUUUGUACCCUCUAUGGCCGCUCGUUUUGCGACAAGGCGUCUACUAUCUCAGCUGGGGAUUUUUGAUGCUUCUUGGACUCUUCUUCCUCAUGGCCAUUUUCCGCGUCAUCUUAUUCUGCAUUACCUACUUUGUCGUGCCCCCUGGACUGUGGCUAUACCCCAAUCUUUGGGAAGACGUCUCUUUCAUGGACAGUUUCCGUCCUGUUUGGGCUUGGCAUGAGACCACGAAGCCCAAGAAAAAGAAGAAGGCUUCCAAAGCAGCUGGCGUGGAGUCGGCCGCUCAGCUUGCAGCCUCAGGUCACCAGCCUCCGGCUACAGCUACUACCACUGCAACUGAAACCCAGAUCCAAACAGAACCACAGCAACGGGCAUAUGUAGCACCAAAGAUCGAGGAACUCGCUGAUGAUGAAUAGUUGCGGUUGCUGUAUCACAAUUCGCAGCAAUAGGCGUUCAGGGAGUUUAGCCAAGAAGGGAAUGUCUGUACAGUAGAACAAAAAUGCCUCUAAAUUUGAGCUGCGUAUAUACCGGAAUAGGAUGCAUUGGCCAA
Molecule: messenger RNA, 1500 nt
Organism: Daldinia caldariorum
Lineage: Eukaryota; Fungi; Ascomycota; Sordariomycetes; Xylariales; Hypoxylaceae
Product: translocation protein
Exons: 3
Coding region: 206-1366 (386 amino acids)
Biological process (GO): post-translational protein targeting to membrane, translocation
Cellular component (GO): endoplasmic reticulum membrane; endoplasmic reticulum
Source: RefSeq, a predicted model, not a curated record